Messenger RNA from Staurois parvus, 361 nucleotides. The record is from the annotation of a GenBank genome assembly. Lineage: Eukaryota; Metazoa; Chordata; Amphibia; Anura; Ranidae.
AUGGGGCCCCCGGGCAAUAGCGGAUCAUGGGGCCCCUAUGUCCUUGCCCAAACUCAAAAAGCCUAUGAAAAAGGAUUGAGCACUCAACGCUCAAAGCUAAUGCAACACGGAGAGAAAAUGUAAGGGGGGGUUUCAACCAGACUUUGGAUGGUAUGUAAAUGCCCUACACCCAGGGGCGGACUGAUAACUCAUGUGGCCCCCGGGGAAUAGGGGAUCAUGGGGCCCCUGUGCCUUUGCCCAAACUCAAAAACGCCUAUGAAAAAGGUACCGGGGCAUCUGAUGGGCCCCCUACUGACCCCGGGCCCUCGGGCAGUGCCCGAGUUUCCAAAUGGUCAGUCUGCCCCUGCCUACACCUAUAGAA